This is a messenger RNA of Pseudogymnoascus destructans, 879 nucleotides long. RefSeq lists its product as uncharacterized. The transcript has a single exon. Bases 1 to 879 code for a protein of 292 amino acids. Gene Ontology annotation, cellular component: nucleolus. The record is from RefSeq and is a predicted model, not a curated record. Gene Ontology annotation, molecular function: rRNA (adenine) methyltransferase activity. Lineage: Eukaryota; Fungi; Ascomycota; Leotiomycetes; Thelebolales; Thelebolaceae.
AUGGCAGUCUCCAAGAAAAAGAGUGGGAAACCCAAAAGCCUCUCCCACGGCAGACCACCCACCGUCAAACCACCUCCAUCCCUCUCAAGCAAAGCCACUCGAACCCUCAUCCGCGCCCACCACACCCUCCAAAAGCAGAAAGCCAUAGCCCAAAAAUCCGGCGAUGCCAUCAAAGUCGCGGAUCUGGAAAGACAGAUCGCGAAACAGGGAGGGAUUGAGAAGUACCAGACGGCAAGCUUGAUAGGCCAGGGAAAUGAGCGCGGGGGUGAUAGCAGCAAGAUUUUGAUGGAUUGGUUGAAACCGAUUAUACUAUCACUUAAAGCGAGGACUGGAGAGCAGAAGCUACGUCUGCUGGAGGUGGGAGCGCUGAGUACCACCAAUGCGUGCUCGAGGAGCGGACUCUUCGACAUCGAGCGCAUCGAUUUGAACAGCCAGGCCCAAGGCAUUACGCAGCAAGACUUUAUGGAGAGGCCGCUUCCCAAGCUGUCGAAUGAGAAAUUUGAAAUCAUCAGCCUGAGCUUGGUGCUCAACUAUGUGCCAGACGCAGUUUCCAGGGGCGAGAUGCUGAAGCGGACGUUGCAAUUCCUCCGGAGCCCACUAGGAGAGAGCGAAGAAGAGUUGCAGACCGUGUUCCCCGCGCUGUUUUUAGUCUUGCCAGCACCAUGCGUGUCGAAUUCACGAUACAUGGAUGAGCCGAAUCUGGAGGCUAUAUUGACUAGCCUGGGCUAUACCAAGGUGCACAAGAAGUUGUCGAAUAAGCUGGUGUAUUAUCUGUGGAGGGCCGUUGAUUUGACGCCAAAGGCUAAGCGGGAGCAGUUCAAGAAGGUGGAGGUAAGGGCUGGAGGGACGAGAAAUAAUUUCGCUAUUAUUUUGAAGUGA